AUGGGGCACGGCAAGGAGGCGAAGACGAGGCCCGACCCCAGGGUGGACAUCCAGGAGAAGGGCGAGAUCUUCUUCUUCUACCGGCCCAAGGUCGGCAAGCACGAGGCGCGCAGCCCCGACGACGUGCAGCGGAUGUACGUCGUCCUCCGCCCCGAGGCCGCCGCCGACGGCCGCGCCGUCGAGGAGAAGCAGGCGCCCGACUCCGGCAAGGAGGGACACAAGAAGCAGCAGCACGGCGACGGCGGGGAAGGCGAAGGCGGCCAUGGCAAGGAGGAGGUGGACAUGGAGGAGCGGCCGCUGCUCCGGCUGAUCGUGAUGGGGAAGAAGAGCCUGCCGGACCCGGCGGAGCGCCGCCGCCCGUACUGGGGGUACGUCGAGCUCGUCACCACCGACGUCAACCACAUCAAGGACGUGCUCAAGGAAGAGGAGUACGGCACGGCCACGCGCGGCACGCGACGCAGGGCGGCGGCGAGGGCGCUGGGCGAGGGCGUGUACCGCAUCCUCAAGCACGACUCCGGCCACCGCCGCGUCCACACCCACCUCGUCUACAAGCUCGAGCUCCCGGCGCCCGCGCGGCGGCGCGACGGCGAGGCCGGGGAGCCGCAGGAGGCCAUGAACGUGGAGCCGGAGGCGUCCUACCUCAUCCAGAUCAAGAACCCCGAGCAGCGCGGCGGCGGCGGCGGCGGGGGAUUCCGGGGGCUGCAGAGCAAGCGCAGGGCGGCGUUCCCGGCGCACCUGCAGGGGCGGUUCGGGAGCAGCAGCCGGUACGCGCCGGCUGACCCGCCGGACCUGCUCAACUACGAAGGGUGCGAGUUCCUGCUGAUCGCGGCGUCCGACGACGUCGAGGGGGAGCUGGGGCUCGAGCUGGAGACCGAGACGGACGCCGGAGCCAAGCUCGAAGGCGCCGGCGACGCCGCGGGGUGCUCGGACCUGGUGAAGAUGUUCGGCGAGGUCGCCGACGUGAAGCCGCUGCUGUCCGGGAACUGGGACUAGCUAGCUCUUUCAGGGAUUUGGAUCCCAUGUCAUUAUAAUGACACUUUUAAUGUAGCAUUAGCACAGUUAAUGUAGAAUUUUCUUCCUUAGGUUUGUGGCUUUGUGGCUUUUGCAUGUGUACAGAGAAUGUGCAACAAGUGUCAGUGUUCUCUGUGCUUGGUUACAAGUACUAACUUUUGGCUGACAAUUAUAUCGAGAACAAGAUGGGACACGUUAGCCUAUGAAUAUGUUCUGUUUUUAUCUAAUGCAUGUGUUUGU
This is a messenger RNA of Oryza brachyantha (malo sina), 1251 nucleotides long. RefSeq lists its product as uncharacterized. The record is from RefSeq and is a predicted model, not a curated record. Lineage: Eukaryota; Viridiplantae; Streptophyta; Magnoliopsida; Poales; Poaceae. Bases 1 to 993 code for a protein of 330 amino acids. The transcript has 3 exons.